AUGCGCCACGCCGCAACUUUAUUACAGCUACCGCUGUUUCUCGCAGCGCUGGCUCUAGGCAAAGAUGAUCUUAGUUACAAGCCAGAAAUGAAUUACCGGCCGCGGAACGUGACGGGUUUGGACUAUUACUAUUAUCAAUGGAUUGGCUCGUACUACAACGGCAGCGCCGUAUUCACCAUCUCCGACGUCAAGAUUAAAGAUGACCGCUACUCUUCCGAGAUCGAAGAUGAGGGGGAGUUGGAACUCUGCAACCAGCUGCAGAACAUCACGUACACGUGGUCGUACCCAGCACUCCUAGCGAUCACAGAGACAGCACCGGAAGAUGAGCGACCCAAGGACACAAAUCCAAUCGAUGUUGCGCUGUUCACCUCGUACUCAAACUUCACGAAGUAUUUUGACGAUUAUUUCCAUGCCGGUAGUAACAAUCAGAGUCGGGACAUGCCCUUUGUAUUUGAGUCGAUUGAGAUGUGGGAUCGUGAAGAGACGAAUUCGGAUUCGUUGAAGCCGAAUUUUAACCUGACUGUCGCUAAGGACUCUGGGAAUGGGCUCCCCUUUCGAGUGACAGGAAAUUCGGAACUAGAGGAUAACCCGCUCCAUGGUUUGCAGAUGAAUAUGUCGACCUGCUCCCUUAUUGAGGGAUGGUGGGGUGUCGCUCCCAUUACACCCCUCUCAUAUUCCUUUGAAGACGUUAUCGGCCUGACAUACCCGGGCGUGCAGUUGACAUUUGACAACCCUUCGGCAAGUUUCAGUAUUCACUCGUCGAUUGCCGCGAAUACCUUGCCAGAAGAAGAUGAGGAGACACCAAGAAUUACCGCUAAGUUGACGAUCGAUUUCUUGGGGACGAUUGAUGCUGCGCGCUCGGAUAUCUUGAACAAGGGAACUCCAGUGACAUGGACACCGAGCAUGGGGUUCGGGAAUAAUUCCCUGAGUUUGGACUAUAGAUCCGGUGCGCUUACUGCAGCUGGAGUGAACAUUCGUCAGAUCUGGAGCAUCCUGGGGGCUGUUUUAACAUAUAUCUUCCUUGUGUAA
Penicillium waksmanii is the source of this 1029-nucleotide messenger RNA. RefSeq lists its product as uncharacterized. NCBI's taxonomy places the organism in Eukaryota, Fungi, Ascomycota, Eurotiomycetes, Eurotiales, Aspergillaceae. The transcript is spliced from 3 exons. Bases 1 to 1029 code for a protein of 342 amino acids. The record is from RefSeq and is a predicted model, not a curated record.